AUUCCGUGACCGUGUUGGCGAACGUCCUCGCUGUAGAGAGUAACUGCAAGUACCCCCGGUACCGGGUGUCGACCCCCGCUUUUUUCGGUUGGGCGCUCUCUCUACAGCGUUGACUGUGAAUCAGCGAAGUCUUUUCGAGAUUCAUCGUAGGUAUCUACCGGAUAACUUCUACUCUCCCAUCACCACGCCGAGGACCGUGUUGAAAGAAAGCAAAGUUACUAUCGCACACUACCAACCGUCUGUCAUUUGGGACUAGUAGCUAUUCUUGGCUUGGCAAGAUUUCUUCCAUCGAAGCCUAGCUACCUUCUUCCUUCGCAAAUCAAAAAGAUUUGCUCAUUUUAUCACUGGGCGAAUCUUCCGACCGUUAGAGAUUUACCGGCAUGGCUGAAAACAAUCUAACAUAAACUCCGCAUUGCAACAAUCGCAACAAACCCAGGAAGAUCCGCAAGACAAAGCAGAUCAUUCCGAAGAAAUUGUCGCCGCUACCGAAGACAACAUGUCCGCGUCCGCGAAUCUUUUCCCGUCCCCACCUCCCUUCAACCCCUUGGCCCGCACGUUCGCGGCCGUACCCCCCAACGUCAACGGCAGCAGCGUCACGAUGCCCAUAGAGACUCCGGAAACGGUAGCAACUCCCGUUACCGUGGAAGCACCACUAACGUUGCCCGAUGCUGCCAAUCUCAGCAACAACGGUAGCAGCGUGGUGUCGAAUUUGAUGCGCGUAUACGAAAGCUUGACGGGGCACGGAGACGGAGAAACCGACCUUAGCAACUCCUACGGCAAAGGGCCAAGUCCUUCAGAACAUACUCCCCUGCCACAAGGUCAUCCCUCCAACAACACCGCCAUUCAUAAAUCUAGCUACCCUCUACACAUCGGCAGCAACACGGAAUCCGCCACCUGGUCCUACGAGACUACUGAUUUGCCCUACCGAGCACCGACUGGCGUGAAUGGUAACGGUAUACGGUUACGAGAAGGCUCCGUGUCCGAGUCCUCCGACCACGUUACCGUCGGCGGUCGUUCGCUGCGCAAACGUUCCGCUCCAGCGCCCCCCGACAGCAAGGAUGGGAACGAAUCUUCGUCUUCCGGUGGCGGUGGAAAGUCGUCACGUUCGUCCAAAGUGCGGCGAAAAGGCAAGGACACGGACGGACGCUGGUCCAAACGCUUCACCUGGCCCGAAGACUUACACCGGGAUUUUGUAUCGGCAAUUUUUGAUGUCGGCUUGAAACAGUCGUCACCGUCCACCAUUUUGGAAACCAUGCCGAAGCAUGCAGACGUCACCAGCGAACGGAUCAAGAGUCAUUUACAAAAGUACCGUCUGCAUCGAAUCAAGUCCAAACAGGACUUUAUGACAGCCUACGAUGCGACUGUCCGUAAACUACAAAAGAAUGGUACGGGCGCUCUCAAGAGUCUAGCCGAUGCGGAAGUAGCGGCACACUUGAUGCACGCCACCGUCCACAAUCACCCAACCGAUCUUGAUCCUAGCCAGUUGAGCGAGUCCAACGACAACGCGUCCAGCAAAUCGCAACCACACCAGACCCACCCACCAGCACACAAUCGAAAAAAGGGAAGUUUACCACAUGAUGCAUUGAUGCUUCCGCAACUUACAGAAAAAGAGAAAAAUUCUCCGUUGGGGACGUCCAUGAGUUAUCUCAUGGGCCUUUUUUUCUCGUUGCGGCAACAACUGAUGGCCCAACGCGAGCAUGCAGCCCUGGCCGUUGCCGCCCGCAAACUCUCCAGCGAGCCCGUGGCCGACGUCUUUAGCUCGUUCGUGCACGGUCACGCGACAGGUUCAAACGACUCCGGCGCUCUACCGAGCACGGCCACCGCUGUCGGAGGUUCCUCCACCAGGAGUAAUUUGGAACAAAGCACCAUGAUGAAACGAGAAAUGGAAAGCCAGAUGGCUUUUCAGAAUAAAAUGCGGGCAUUAAAACAACAGGAGGUGAACAAAUACAAAGGCGAUGGAUUUAGAAUGGAAGAACAACACCAAGAAGGUCUCGAUGGUGGCGAACUGUCCUUCGACAAGACGGAGCAUCCGCAUCAUUUGGCCACGCACGAAAGCAUUGUGUCGCAAGACUACCAGGGGGCUGGCGAAAUAGACGGGGACCACACUCGCGGGCAACAGCAACAUGGCCGCAAUCGUGGGCUAUCUAUCGCGAAUGCCGAAGAAUUCUGGAACACCGAUAUGGUGGAUGAUGAACUAUUCAAAUUUCUCAUGUCGGAUCCGUAG
Phaeodactylum tricornutum CCAP 1055/1 is the source of this 2224-nucleotide messenger RNA. RefSeq lists its product with no specific name. The record is from RefSeq and is a predicted model, not a curated record. Bases 497 to 2224 code for a protein of 575 amino acids. Gene Ontology annotation, biological process: positive regulation of DNA-templated transcription. NCBI's taxonomy places the organism in Eukaryota, Bacillariophyta, Bacillariophyceae, Surirellales, Neidiaceae. The transcript is spliced from 2 exons. Gene Ontology annotation, molecular function: DNA binding; DNA-binding transcription factor activity.